Molecule: messenger RNA, 648 nt
Organism: Eufriesea mexicana
Lineage: Eukaryota; Metazoa; Arthropoda; Insecta; Hymenoptera; Apidae
Exons: 4
Coding region: 1-648 (215 amino acids)
Source: RefSeq, a predicted model, not a curated record
AUGCUGCGUUUCUUCGCGCUUUCGCUUCUUCUGCUCGCGUGUCACCAUACCGGGUCGAGCCUCGAGAGAGGCAGGAGGUAUCUGGUGUUCCCGAAGCCGGGGAGUGUGACGCCGACUAAAGUGCAGUUAAUCCUCGGCCUCGGUUUACCCAUGGAAGUCGACGUCAGCAUGAUUAUCGGAUAUGUGAUGAAAUUUAAUUACGCCCUGCCCUAUAACGCCUCCUACUUGACGGAUUCAUACGUUCGCUAUGACAGAUCGAUCAGCCCCGGUGUCGAGGUCGACGAGGAUGACGAGCCGAAACCGGAUCACCAAGGAGUGGCACGCGUGAUCACCAGAUGGGAAAUUUACGAAAUCCUGGAGUCGGUGCUCGGUGAUUCGAGAUCGGGCAAGGCCUGCCUUUUGAGGGCGAUCUGCGAGGCUUCCGAGGCGCCUUUCAGCCGAGUUCACGGUCUCAGCUCUCGGCUCGUUCAUCUUCUCCUCACACCGUCGACCACCUCGGAGCCAUUCAGGACUGACUUUGAUCGAGUGUAUCACGCCGCUGAAAUUAUGGGCCGACGAGGACUCAGCCCUUGCGAUAGUUUAUUCCCCGAAUGCACGGAGAGCCCUCUGGAUUACUUCACCGAGGUCCUCGAACGGCCGUUCGCCUAA